This is a messenger RNA of Anopheles aquasalis, 913 nucleotides long. Its product is annotated as trypsin, alkaline C-like. The record is from RefSeq and is a predicted model, not a curated record. NCBI's taxonomy places the organism in Eukaryota, Metazoa, Arthropoda, Insecta, Diptera, Culicidae. Gene Ontology annotation, molecular function: serine-type endopeptidase activity. Gene Ontology annotation, biological process: proteolysis.
AUGAACGUGAUCGCGAUAGUACUCGGUUUGGUGUUAAUAGGUGUUGCAGUCACCGAUGGACAGGAACGACUUGCAGGUGGCAGCAAGGCAGCAGUAGAGAACUAUCCAUUUGCAGCCGCCAUCCUCUAUGGUGGCCGACUGUUCGGGAAUGGUGCCGUUUUAGGAAGGUUCUUCGUUCUCACCUCAGCCAGUGCCCUGCAUGUAACAGAGACCAGUGGUUACUCUGUAACAGUGGGCGUUAGCAACUAUCUGCAAACUCAAAUGCGGAUUCAAGUAAUGCAGAUUUACAGGCACCCGGAGUGGAUUGGAUGGGAUGACAAUUUGGCCAUGCUCGCGACCGUAACCAUCGAAUUCUCGAACCAUAUUCAACCGAUCCCGCUCGCGCCAUACAGCCCGGAUGACACGAUGCUGACAUUCGUUUCGUUCGGAAUGAACAGCGCAGGCACAUCGGUUCAGUUGCAGCACGCGGCCUUCCGAGCGAUGACUGGAUCGCUGUGUCACAAGUUCCUGCGUGACGGCCUAGCCGCUGGUCCCAUCAAUACGCAACGCGGUUACUGUAUGGUAACUAACGAUAGCGUAAAGAAGGGCUUCUUUGCGGACGAUUCGGGAGCUCCCGGAGUGUCCAAUAGUCAGCUCCAUGCAAUAUUCGCGUUCACGACGGCCGGAGGUGGCGUGGAGGAUAUCGGCAUUGCCAUGCGCGUUCCCAUUUACAAGGGCUGGAUCGAGGGCACGAUUCAAAGAAUUCUUAACUCAUAACUGAUGACGAUCGUAUUUGUAGAGUUUCGUGUUGUCUUUCGUAGAGACAUGAAUGGCAAAGCAUCACGAGCACGAGUUUUCCUUUUUCGCGCUACAGCAUAAAGUAUAACGAAAGUACUAGUGUCAAAUUAUAACAAUAAAGAAAAGUUUAACGCAC